CCUUCGACAGAUCCGCAGGCGAAUCGACCCUCGCCAGCGUCGCUCCCUUCAUCUUUCGUUCGACGCGCCCAGCACAGGCACGCCAGUGCUUAUUACGUGUUGCCUUUGUGUGUUGAGCGAGCCCGCGGGGAGCCUUUGCUGCGAGAGGCGCUGACGCAGGUGGAGGAGUUGUGUGCUCUGUGCUUUGUGUGCUGUGUGCUUUUGUGCUUGCAGUGCGCGCUCGCCCUGGGCGCCUGGCCGCCGUGGACCUGUGCUGUGUGCUUCGUGUGCUGUGCGCUUUGUGUGCUGUGUGCUUUGUGUGCUGUGCGCUUUGUUGUGCUUGCACGCGAGGCGCUCGCCCUGGUGGAGGAGGUGCGCCGCUCGGGGCGCCUGGCCGCCGUGGACCUGUGCUGUGUACUUUGUGUGCUGUGUGUGCUGAGUGGAGUGUGCUUG
Molecule: messenger RNA, 432 nt
Organism: Gryllus bimaculatus (two-spotted cricket)
Lineage: Eukaryota; Metazoa; Arthropoda; Insecta; Orthoptera; Gryllidae
Source: the annotation of a GenBank genome assembly